Molecule: messenger RNA, 2061 nt
Organism: Symbiodinium pilosum
Lineage: Eukaryota; Dinophyceae; Suessiales; Symbiodiniaceae
Source: the annotation of a GenBank genome assembly
AUGGCCAUCACUAGUGAGGUGCCCCUGUCUCUGCCGCCGCCGGAAGGGGAGGCUGUGGUGCUGCUGGAUCGCGGCAGGAUCGUAUCCUCACUUCGGGUCAAGUCUGUAGACGUGGUGCAUCGAUCUGUAACGGUCCAGCGCAACGCCGGAACAGACAACGAGGCAGAGGAGCUGAUCGAGUACGAUCUGCUUAUCGGCUCCGAUGGAGUUCGUUCCCGCGUGCGUCAGGCCAUGAACAGCGAGCUGCCGCCAGGUUCCAGCUUGACUGAUGAGGAUCCGUUUUACUGCCUGAAAUGCCGCUUUGAGUCCGAGCUGCGCGUCAUGCCGGGCGGACGUGGGCUAGAGGCUUCCAGGGAGGGAGCGAGCAGACGCGUGGAAAAGCUCAGCCGUUGUGACCGUAGCGGUUCUGCAUCCCAAAUGCUGCUGGACCGUGACAGCCUGAGAACAGAGCGUUGGCACUGCGUCAUUGUGUCAUGGAGCUCGGACGAGGCCCCAGAGGAGCUCCUGGAGGCCUCCGACCCGGAUCAGAUCUCAACACAUCAAGGUGUGAAUUACGGCAUCUAUGAUGGGGGCUUCUGGGCAAAACAGCUCGUGGAGAGCAUAUACUACUUUGGCUACCUUUGCGGGAAUGAUGUGGUGCAUCCGAAUUAUUUUCCCAUGCGCGGAGAGGGUUUGCCGUACAUAGUUCUUGGGGUUCUGGCUCUAUGGGAAGGAAUCCGUCGACCAUUUACGGAAACUGUCAUGUAUGUGCCGUUUGACAGGCUUGCAGCGGAAAUCUGGACAAGCUUGGUUCAGCAGAGUAGCAUGGCCGCUUUCUCUGAGCGACGAGCUGAUGAGGGCUGGGCACUUCUGGACCUCAUUGAGCUUCAAUCAGCAGCUGAAGUGCGCGCCAGCGCGCUGGUGCAAGGCCCUCUGGUGUUCGGCUUCUUCCUCGAGCAGUUGGGACGAGGUACACUGAAGCCGCUGGCCGACAUCGGUGCUCGCCUGCUGGAAGACAGGAUUCAGAGUAAUCAGGAGAGCUCCGCGGAGGAAGUGAACCAGUUCGUGUCGCACCUGAAAUUCCAGCCCACCAUGAAGUUCAGCCCUGGAGUCCUCUUCUUCCUGCUGGAGCAAGCUGUCUUGGUACUCUGGAAAGCUGGUCUGGAUCUCCUCUCCAGGCUCCAGCCUCCAAUGCAGACAGCUCUAAUGGCCACGGACGAGUCCUAUGCGCAGCUCGUGGGCCGGAACCAGACUUGGCUAGCCUUGCUGCGGUCUGCCAGGGUAGCCGCUGGUGUUGCCCGACUCUCCUACGUCCAAGAGCUGCACGCCUUCGCGGGAUUGGACGAGGAGGAGAGUGCCCUGUGGGCACAGAACUUCACGGUCCAAGAAUACCUGCAGGACGACGUGUUGGUCAGACAGUCGAGCCCGGUCAACCAGCAGUGCUUCUUUGGAAUACGAACUGGCACUUGCAAAGUCUUCCGCAAUGGCGCAGAAGUUGCGACGCUGGAAGCGGGCGAUUGUUUCGGUGAGGCUUCCUUGGUCCUUGGGGUGCCAAGCCCAGUGACCGUCAAAGCCGACAGUGAUGUCACCCUGCUGGUCAUGAAGGGAGAGGCCUUUUGUAGCCUCAUGGUUCGGGCCCCUCCGUUGCUCCGCGGCGCGCUGGAGGCUGCGGCCGACCGUUACGGAGCUCACUUCCAGGAGGUGGUAGCAGAGCAGGAAGAGGGGCGGCAGCGCGUUCGGCGCCUUCUGGAGCAUGUGGUAACGGAAGGCAUGCAUGGGAGCAGUUCUAAGCACAGCGCAGUGGAUCUGGACCACCUCCUGGGGACCGUCGGCAUUGAGUCAUACUCCAAUGGUGAUCUCGUAGCCUUGGGAUGCCAACAACUGCGGGUAGUGGAGCACGGGUCGUGCAAAGUGGUGCGCGGUGGCCGCCAGGUUCGUGCGAUUCAGGCCGGGGACUUCUUCGGCCCUGACCUCGCCGCGGACGAGAGGGUUGUUGCAUGCAGCGAUGAGGUCCGUGUGUGCAGUUUCACGAACGAAGGACAGACUUCCAUGGGCUUCCUGCUGAAUUCAAGACCAAGCUGA